Molecule: messenger RNA, 244 nt
Organism: Antrostomus carolinensis (chuck-will's-widow)
Lineage: Eukaryota; Metazoa; Chordata; Aves; Caprimulgiformes; Caprimulgidae
Product: metalloproteinase inhibitor 2-like
Exons: 3
Biological process (GO): response to cytokine; negative regulation of membrane protein ectodomain proteolysis; negative regulation of endopeptidase activity
Cellular component (GO): extracellular matrix
Molecular function (GO): protease binding; metalloendopeptidase inhibitor activity
Source: RefSeq, a predicted model, not a curated record
CCUCUCUCCAUUGCAGUGAUCCGAGCAAAGGCCGUCUCUGCGAAAGAGGUGGAUUCGGGGAACGAUAUAUACGGGAAUCCGAUCAAACGAAUCCAGUAUGAAAUCAAGCAGAUCAAGAUGUUUAAGGGCCCUGACCAGGACAUAGAGUUCAUCUACACGGCUCCGUCCACCGCCGUGUGCGGCCGGCUGCUGGACACCGGCGGGAAGAAGGAGUAUCUCAUCGCAGGCAAGUCAGAGGGCAACG